This is a messenger RNA of Trichophyton benhamiae CBS 112371, 2034 nucleotides long. RefSeq lists its product as uncharacterized. Bases 1 to 2034 code for a protein of 677 amino acids. The transcript is spliced from 3 exons. Gene Ontology annotation, cellular component: nucleus. The record is from RefSeq and is a predicted model, not a curated record. Gene Ontology annotation, molecular function: ATP binding; RNA binding; RNA helicase activity. Lineage: Eukaryota; Fungi; Ascomycota; Eurotiomycetes; Onygenales; Arthrodermataceae.
AUGGCUGAUAACCUGAAAAUCGGAAACCUCUCCCUUAACGACUCCCAGCACGCGCCAAACCAGACCGGACGCUCCGCCUACAUUCCUCCGCACCUCCGUGGUCAGGCUCGUCAGGCUGCUGCCGCUGAGUCUGCCGCUGGCCCUACCGUCGACGGUGCUGACGGUCCUGCUCCCGGACAGAACGGCCGCCCUGCUGGCAUGAACGCAAGCGCCUGGGCUCCAGGAGCCCCGAAUAACGCACCUGGGUGGGGUGCUGGAGACUACGGUCCUCGUGGCGGUCCGGCCGUGAAUGGUAAUUCUGGCUGGGGUCAACCCGCCGGCUCCCGUCGUACUUUCGAUCCACAUGCUUACGGUCACCCAGGCCAUCAAGGUCAACAGGGCGGAAACUACGGCGGCGGCGGCGCUGCCAGAGGCUCUGGUGAUGGCCAGUGGCGUGAUGGAAAGCACAUUCCCGGUCCCUCGAACGCUCGUCUCGAACGCGAACUCUUCGGCAUCCCCAACGAUCCCAGCAAGCAGCAUACCGGUAUCAACUUCGCCAACUACGAUGAUAUCCCCGUCGAGGCUUCCGGCCAGAAUGUCCCCGAGCCCGUCAGCACCUUCACCAACCCUCCUCUGGACGACCAUUUGAUCUCCAACAUCAAACUCGCCUCCUACAAGGUGCCUACUCCGGUCCAGAAGUAUUCCAUCCCGAUUGUCAUGGGAGGCCGCGACUUGAUGGCCUGUGCCCAGACUGGUUCCGGAAAGACUGGUGGUUUCUUGUUCCCAAUCCUUUCUCAGGCAUUCCAGAACGGACCCUCCCCGGCUCCCACUCAGCAAGGCGGUCAGUUUAGCUACGGCCGUCAGCGCAAGGCUUACCCUACCUCGCUCAUCUUGGCUCCUACCCGUGAGCUUGUCUCUCAGAUCUACGAUGAGGCUAGGAAGUUUGCUUACCGCUCCUGGGUUCGCCCUUGUGUUGUCUAUGGAGGAGCUGAUAUUGGCUCCCAGCUUCGCCAGAUUGAGCGUGGUUGUGACCUUCUCGUUGCCACUCCCGGCCGUCUUGUCGACCUGAUUGAGCGUGGCCGCAUCUCGCUCUGCAACAUCAAGUACCUUGUCCUUGAUGAGGCUGAUCGUAUGCUUGACAUGGGUUUCGAGCCUCAAAUCCGCCGCAUUGUCGAAGGUGAAGACAUGCCCCCAGUUGCUGGCCGUCAGACCCUCAUGUUCUCGGCCACCUUCCCACGCGACAUCCAGAUGCUCGCCCGUGAUUUCUUGAAGGACUACGUCUUCCUUUCCGUCGGCCGUGUCGGUUCCACUUCCGAGAACAUCACCCAGAAGGUCGAGUAUGUUGAGGACAACGAUAAACGCUCCGUCCUGCUUGACAUCCUGCACACUCACGGCGCUGGAUUGACACUCAUUUUCGUCGAGACCAAGCGUAUGGCUGAUUCUCUGUCCGAAUUCCUCAUCAACCAGCACUUCCCAGCCACUGCCAUUCACGGUGACCGCACUCAGCGUGAGCGUGAGCGUGCCCUUGAGUACUUCCGUAACGGCCGCUGCCCCAUCCUGGUGGCUACCGCUGUUGCUGCCCGUGGACUCGACAUUCCCAAUGUCACCCAUGUGGUCAACUAUGAUCUGCCAACCGACAUUGACGACUAUGUUCACCGUAUCGGUCGUACCGGUCGUGCUGGAAACACCGGUAUCUCUACUGCUUUCUUCAACCGUGGAAACCGCGGUGUUGUCCGUGACCUCAUCGAGUUGCUCAAGGAGGCCCACCAGGAAGUCCCAUCCUUCCUCGAGAACAUUGCUCGUGAGGGCUCUGGAUACGGUGGCCGUGGAGGUCGUGGCCGUGGCCGUGGCUCUGCCGGUGCCAACCGUGAUAUGCGUCGCAUGGGUGGUGGAAUGGGCGGUCCCCCUUCUUAUGGCGGUGGUGGUAACUACGCUGCUCCCCAAAGCUACGGUGGCGGUGGCGGAAACUAUGGCGGCGGUCCAUAUGGUGGUGGCUAUGGAGGUGGUGGCUACGGCAACCCAUCCGGCCCAACUGGCCCAUCUUCCUGGUGGUAA